This is a messenger RNA of Closterium sp. NIES-67, 2885 nucleotides long. The record is from the annotation of a GenBank genome assembly. NCBI's taxonomy places the organism in Eukaryota, Viridiplantae, Streptophyta, Zygnematophyceae, Desmidiales, Closteriaceae.
GAAACACCGUCAGUCAGCAAGCAGAGCAGGCCCAUUGGUUUUGAUUUCCUGAACAGCAACCCGCAUCAGGCAACUAGCACCCAGCUCAGCAAACCCUAAAGUUCAUUCCGUGCCGCCGCCGAGCUGAUACUUCGCAGCCAUUUCUGCUCGAGAGCUCAACGAUUAGCUGUUCGCGAGAUAAUAGCGGUGUAGCUGGAGGUCUUUCGUUUAAUGCGCGAAUUAGCUGCCUAGAAUAGACGACCUUUUUUAGAAAUAGCUCGCGAGGAGUUGGUCGUACCGUUUGUGCUGAUCAGGAAUCGAGCUUCCUUUUACAAUGGAGCGCUUAUUAUGUAGACCCUGUUUACCCUCUAGAGAAGAACGUACAUGAUAUGACGCUCGUCUAGGCUCCUUAAAUACGUUUUUUUCUUUCUUUUUCCUGGAAGGAGACGCAGCUUUAGACGAAGGCACUUCAAGCGGGGCAAAGACAUACUAUCAGCAUCGGCGCUUCUGGCGGGAAAUCUUCGUCCUUCUUCGACAUAGCUAGGCGGCAUUACUCGCGAUGCUUUCGUCACUUGCUUUCUCGCAUGACUGUUCGCGAGCCACGUAACGACAGACAUCCGCAAGCGGUCGUAGGGAGGGUUACCAGCUGCCGCCAUGAACAGGUACAAGGUGAUCAAGCAGAUGGGCGAUGGGACGUACGGCACAGUCUGGAAGGCCAUGAAUCUCCACACCAAUGAAAUCGUGGCGGUGAAGAAGAUGAAGCGCAAGUUCUACUCGUGGGAAGAAUGCAUGAGCCUGAGAGAGGUCAAGUCCUUGCGCAAGCUGAACCACAGCAACAUCGUGCGGCUGAAGGAGGUGAUCCGCGAGAACAACGAGCUCUUCUUCAUCUUCGAAUACAUGGACUGCAAUUUGUACCAAGUUAUGAAGGACAGGGAGACGCUCUUCCCAGAGUCGAAAAUACGCAGCUGGAUGUACCAGGUUCUACAAGGUCUGGCGUACAUGCACAAGCAUGGGUACUUCCACCGGGACUUAAAGCCCGAAAACCUGCUGGUGACGAAGGACGUCAUCAAGGUGGCUGACUUCGGGCUGGCCAGGGAGGUGCGGUCGAGACCGCCCUUCACAGACUACGUGUCUACCAGAUGGUACCGAGCGCCAGAGGUGCUGCUGCAGUCAACCGUUUACAACGCCCCCAUUGACAUGUGGGCCAUAGGGGGCAUCAUGGCGGAGCUCUUCUCCCUCCGCCCGCUGUUCCCUGGCGCCAGUGAGAUCGACGAGAUUGUGAAGAUCUGUUCAGUAAUCGGCACGCCCACCGUGCACACGUGGCCGCAGGGCCUCAAGCUCGCAGCUGCCAUGAACUUUCGGUUCCCAGAGGAGAAAGUGCCGCAGGGCCUCAAGCUCACAGCUGCCAUGAACUUCCGAUUCCCAGAGGUAUGGCCUGGCCCGCACACCUCCCUCCCUCCCCUUAUGGACAUCCAAUCAGCCUCCCCCGGAGCCAUCAACCUCGCGACGCUGCUCUGCCCCUGAUUCUCCCCCCCUUUUCCCCCCUCCAAUCCCGAAUCUCACGGUCGUUCUGCCCUCUUUCGCCCCCCUUUUCCCCCCUCCAAUUAGACAUGGGCAUGAGCCGAGCCGGCUCGCCGUCGAGCCUGGCUCGGCUCGAGUCUAGCCGGGCACCAAACAUGCCUGGCUCGGCUCGCAUUUCUGUGGGCGAGCCAGGGCUGGCUCGACUCGCCUAGCAUGCGCUUAAGCCAACAGUAGUGUGGGUGGAGCCUAUGCAAGUGCGCGUUGUUAAGAGUGGCGCGGGCUGCUUAAGAUUUCUCGCGCGAACUAACCUAAUGAGAUACUCCUAGGCGCACAGAAUUCUAGGGUUCGCGAAAUUGACGGGAAGUGGAUUGUGAGGAGGAAGGAGGGUGCAAGAGGUUAGGUUGGAAGUUGUAGAUGCAGUAGUGUGCAGUGCGGUUGAGCGGGGCAAAAGGGUUGGAUGUGUUUCUGGUCGUCAAAGUUUGGGGUUGCGACUGGUUGAAUUCGCGAGGUCGCAAUGUCGCGGGAAAGAAUUCCGCGUCAAACAUUUUGGGCGAGCGUUUAGCGUUUACCCUUUAAACGCAGCGUUUAAACGAUAAACGCUGCACCGCUUGAGCGAUUUCGGGAACAUAGACUAGGAGUUGUUGGCGGGAGAGAGAAACGGGAGACACGUUUUGUCGAGGGGGAAAUUUACCCUUGAAAUCGAGUGGCGAGCCACCUGGCUCGAAAUCAAGCCGGGGACGAGCCGGCUCGACCCCGGCUCGACGAGGACAUUGUGUACGAGCCGAGUCGAGCCGGCUGGCUCGACCGAGCCGAGCCGGCUCGGCUCGAGUCGAGCCAGAUCCCGAAAAGAAAGGCUCGGCUCGUCAUUUUGGCGAGCCGAGCCGGAUGUGGCUCGGCUUGUGCCCAUGUCUACCUCCAAUCCCGAAUCUCACAGUCGUUCUGCCCUCUUUCGCCCCCCCCCAUACCAGUACACGCCCAUCCCGCUGUCAGGCCUCAUCCCUUCCGCUUCCUCCGAGACCAUCAACCUCAUGACUCUGCUCUGCUCCUGGGACCUUCCCGUUUCUUCCCCCAAUCCCAUUCUUUUUCUGCCCUCCUCCUCGUUUUCCUUCCCAAUAUCCCCCCUCUUCUUGCCCUCUUCCCAGCAAACCUCCCCCCCGCCAGUAAACGCCCAUCCCGUUAUCCAAGUUGAUCCCGCCAGCCUCCCCCGAAGCCAUCAAACUCGUGACGCUGCUCUGCUCCUUCUGCCUUGCCCUCACUUCCCCCUCCCAAACCCCCCCCUUGUUCCCCCCCGCCAGUCAUCCCACUUACACGCCCACCCACUGUCGAAGCUCAUCCCAUCAGCCUCCCCCGAAGCCAUCGACCUCAUGACGCUGCUGUGCUCCUGG